AUGGCGGAUAUUGGCCAGACAGGAAAUAUUGAUCGACUCUCCAGUAAUGGCCAGUACCGACUUGGCGCUUGCAUCUACAUUCCCCAAGGCCUGAAUUUUGCGAAGGAGCUGCUAGACGAUUUCAAGACAUCGAAGUUGUUCCAGGGGACCGAUCUGGAGAACUGCCGCAAAGGCAUCAACAUACUCCGUGACCUGAUGAUUGAGACUGCGGAAAAAAUGAGGCAUCGUCUACCCAAGCUGCUGGAAGAACAUGCAGCACUUAUUGCAGGUCUCGAGGACAGCGACAACAAGGAGGUUCAAGUGCUGGAGGAAGCUGUCGAGGACAUUUACGACCAGUACAAGACUGCACCUGAGGACAUGGCCUUGAGUGACUGCGACACCCAAGGCAUGAUCAUGGACAGGGACGACACUUUUGACGGUGUUGGCAACUCUUCUGAGUUCAUCUACGAUCUGUCUGAAGAGAUGAACCCAAGGGAGUACGGGGAGGAGACUGCGGCUUCUCUUUGGGCAUUUGUUUUCGCUGAGAGCGAUGAGGAUGACUCUUUCUCUGAUGUCGACCACGACCAGGCCAUUCCUACACUGGCGUUUGCAACUGUGGAGGAGGCGGACCAAAUUGAUAACAAGCUGUUGCAGCGACUGUUCGACCGUGGAGAGAUAGAGCCCCGUUCGGAUACUCCCAUGAGCACCCUCACGCUGCCUCUCCAUUUCGAGACGCAAAGCGACCUCAUCCUUAAGCCCGGACUGAACGGCACCAAGGCUUUGCAGGAAAACGAGGCUUCAAACUUGAAGACGACCAAGAAAUUGCGGCAGACCACCUAUGCAGCAAAAGUUGUCUCGUCAAGCAGCCCGUCUGUUGUCUCGCCCUUGAGGCAACCACUCAUCAGCGAUUCUCUGUUCAAGGGCGGUAAGGAGAAUUGA
This is a messenger RNA of Linnemannia hyalina, 918 nucleotides long. The record is from the annotation of a GenBank genome assembly. NCBI's taxonomy places the organism in Eukaryota, Fungi, Mortierellomycota, Mortierellomycetes, Mortierellales, Mortierellaceae.